CCUCUCGCGAGAACCGGAAGUGCGCGCCUCCGUUCUCUUACUUUUUAAGAAUGUAACAAUUGUAUCGACUUUUAAAGAAUGUGUCAAUGAAUUGGCUCGAAUGAAUGGAAUAAGUACUUUUAAUCGAAACUCGUUCUGACUAUCGUCUGUUCCUCUUUCAUUCAGCAAGUGAAUAAUUGGCAAAUCUCUCUCCGCUCGAAAAUGUGGAAAGGCAUACGGCCUUUCGUAGCUAUGGUGAUUACAGCCGGCUUGUCAAUAAUAGCCGGUUACACUUUCUAUGUCUUGAAGCGACGAAGUCGCGAUGAUAAGAAAGCAGACGAAACAUGUUCUCUGCCUGAGAAAGAAACCAGCGACGAGCCUAUCGAGAAGGAAGUUGAAGUUGAUGAUGGCGACUCGGUGACCACUGUUAACAAGCAACUGCAAUCUGAAGAACAAAUAAAACAAAAUGCCAGUGUAAAGACUACCAGAAUAGAUGAUCACAAUAAAAAAAGAGUAUUAGUGCUUGGUGUUGAAAAAGCUGGAAAGACAACAUUUAUCUCAGCCAUGAGUAAUCAACUGAGCUCAGAAAAAUAUGUUCCAACACAGGGGUUUUCUGUUGUGACAACUUCAGUUGGAGAAAAAGCUCUCAAUUUUUGGGAAGUUGGUGGUGCACCAAACCUUCGACCACACUGGGGCCGUUACAUUGAUGGAACAAAUCUUUUGCUUUAUGUUAUUGAUUCAACUGAUGCUAAACUUGUAGACCUUGCUAAAGAUGAGCUGAAUAAACUUGUCAAAGCCAACCAGUAUUUGGAUACUAUUCCAUGGUUAAUUAUUGCCAGUAAACAGGAUUUGCUUGGAGCUAUGAGUCCUGACGAAAUCCGAGAAUUGUUAAACAUACCACAAGUACCAAAACAGCCUGAAAAAAUAGUAAUUGGAAUGGAACUUCCCGCUAAAGGUUUGAAGAAGGGCAUUUCCAAAGUGAAGAGCUUUCUAACUGAAACAGCAUUUUAGCUUGAGGUACAUUUAGAAAGAAUAAUAGAAAGUGUAGCAUAGUUUAUUUAAAGAAACUUCUACUUCACUUCUGCCCACAGUAUCACCAAUUGUAAAUAUCAAGAUAGUAUUUUGUUUGAAAUUGUUACUAUUUUGAUGAAUUCUGCAUAUCAUUCUCUAUUUUUAUCAUCGUUUUUCACAGCAACUUUAUUUACAAUGUUGCCACUUGUUUAUCCAGUAGAAUAUACAACAACUGGCUAGUGUUUAGCUUAUAUUUAUGAUAAAAUAAAUUAUUAUCCCUAUACCAAAGAAAAGAAAUGUCAGGCCCUCCAAAUUGGAACUUUAUCCAAUAUAAAAUUUUCUAUAAAAGAUCUGAUACGCAGCUUCGACUGCAUUUUAUGUAUUAAAGUAAGGUGACCUUCAUGUUUUUGUGAUCAUCUGUAUUUAUUUUUCAUACCACGUAUAAUUCAAACCGUUUCCUACAAUAUUUUGAAAAUAUUGUGAAGGUAAUCCAACCUAUUGCAUUUCAGUGACUUUCGUUGUAACUUUAAGAAAUUAAAAUGAAAUAAAAUUAAUGUAUUUUGUCAGUUCAAUCAGUUCAAAAAAUCAUGUUAUUAUGGAUAACUGGACAGUUAACUUUAGAUUAUUUUGUUACUUAAUACUUAUUAUAAAAUUGAAAUUAUUUAUUAUGAAUUGAUUUCCUUUACAUCUGCAAAUUUGAUUUGUAUCAUCUGUUAAAUUGAAUGUUUUUUUUUGUCAAAUAACUAAUUGUUUUCCUACCAUUUAUUUAGUUUUUUUUUUUCUUUUAGUUUAUUCAUAUUUUUUCUUAAGUUUUGCUAAUUAGAAGCCGUAAUUUCAGAUACAGGGAAUAGUCCUGAAAACGUAAAUUGCAUUCCAAAAUAUGCUUCUCACCAUUACAAAUUUAUAACUUGUUUUUAGUACAAGUUUAUCCUUUCUAAACACAGUGGGUCAUUGUGGCCUUAUCUGUAAAUACAAGGUUUUUUCUUUAUUUUCAUUUAAAUUGCCUUUUUAUAUUUAUAUAUUUUUCAUUUUUCUGUCUUAAGUAUGAAGGAGUUUCUUUUUAUAUUUAAAUAAAUCAAUACUGUUGCAAUGAGAAAUUAUAUUUAUAAUCAAAUAUUUUGCGUUUUUUAUAAACUAGUUUAUUAUUCCACCUCUGAUAAACAUGAUUAAAAAAAAAAA
Messenger RNA from Octopus sinensis (East Asian common octopus), 2169 nucleotides. Its product is annotated as ADP-ribosylation factor-like protein 3. Bases 202 to 990 code for a protein of 262 amino acids. Gene Ontology annotation, molecular function: GTPase activity; GTP binding. The transcript has 4 exons. NCBI's taxonomy places the organism in Eukaryota, Metazoa, Mollusca, Cephalopoda, Octopoda, Octopodidae. The record is from RefSeq and is a predicted model, not a curated record.